Molecule: messenger RNA, 915 nt
Organism: Soboliphyme baturini
Lineage: Eukaryota; Metazoa; Nematoda; Enoplea; Dioctophymatida; Soboliphymatidae
Source: the annotation of a GenBank genome assembly
UCCCCUGACGACGAUCCUCUAGCCGUACUGGUGAUAAUUGACUUUCUCUGCAUCAAGUCAAAGCAGUAUGACUAUUUGUCGAACUUUUAUGAUAUUUUGGAGGAAUCAAAGCACCUGUCGUUAAUGCCGAACUUUUGUUUUUCCCUCGCUCUCGCUCGUUUCUACCAAGACCGUGGCGAAAGUGACAUGAACAGUGCGAUGCUUCAAGAGGCGCUGCUAAAAUUUCCAAACGUCCUAAGGCCAUUGUUGGAUAAGUGCCAAAUCGAAAGCGACGCAAAAUCUGCCGCAUGUAAAUUCUUUUAUGGCAGUCACAAGGAUGGCCAGGGUCUGGAAUAUUUAACUAGGUUGUACAUUUCGCGAUCGUUUAUUUUCUGGAAAGAAGAAGACGUUCUUCACUGGCUAGAGAGAAACGUGCUUGCCGUGAUCGAUCGUCUGGAAAGCGACGAGACUGCAAAGGCUUUAGCGAACGAAUUUACGACAAUACGCAAGAAACGAUUUACAAACGUGCCAAUAAACCUGCUGAGGCACAUCGUUCUCUCUGAUUCAGCCGACGUGCAACUGACCAUUCCGGAAGAGUUCUCGAACACACCCAUCUUUCAGUUUGACCCGUUCCCACCGGCCGACUCUCGAUGUAGUUACAAGAGGCCUCAACGACAACCGGUUACCUUCCGUAACCAUCCGUUGGCUUUGAUAUUUUUCCGGUCGAUGUUUCCUGGCUACACUCCGAUCGGAACGACAGAGGAAGAGUUUGAUGCCGCUAUGGAAUUGCCACAGCCUGAUUUUCUGCACAUGAUGAACAGAGUAAGGGAGUAUAUUGGUCUGCGUCGUAAUGAACUGAAUAAUAUGGACAAUGUGCCUAACGAGAAUGACCCUGACAGACCGGACGAAGAGUGGGAAGAUGAAAGCUUUGAUUAA